Messenger RNA from Dujonia railenensis, 1008 nucleotides. The record is from the annotation of a GenBank genome assembly. Lineage: Eukaryota; Fungi; Ascomycota; Pichiomycetes; Serinales; Debaryomycetaceae.
AUGAAAGGUGUUCUAAUUGUUCACGUCGGUGCAGGGAACCACUCUUUGGCUAAUAGAACGAAGUAUAAGAAGCUAAUAGGCAAAGCACUUAGAGCUGAGAACUUGGUCGAUGCGAGUAAGGUAUUGGAAGGAUCCUCUUUAACCAACACUGGGUACGGAUCUUCGUUGAAUAUAGACGGUCAGGUGGAAUGUGAUGCUAGUUUCAUACGAACCAGAAAUGGCGCAAUCGCAGACGUAGGUUCCAUGUAUAACAUACGACAGCGGUAUCCAAUAUCGGAGACUGUCAGAGCAUUUGAAGCGCUUCAGGAGAGCUACAGGGAGAAUGCGAUGGGCUUAACAAUGCCGAUCAUGAUCGACCACAACCGUGUCAUGGAAUUCUAUAACAAAGAUAAAGAAGAAGAGGUUUUACCCGACCUUAUAUCACCCAAGAACUUGGACCUUUACUCUCGGUACAAGUCCAAUGUUCCCUUGAAGCAAUUAGAGUCAGUCACAGAUACUAUUGGAGUGAUCUACACCACUGAGGAAGGAAGUGAAGUAGCUUCUUCUUCCGGAGGCAACUUUUUUAAGGUGCCUGGAAGGAUAGGGUGUGCAGCAGUACUUGGGGCGUCUAUUGCUCAAAGGUCCGUAGUACUCUCCGACUCGCUGUACACCAUCUCCUGUAUGUGCAGUGGGAAUGGAGAAGAUAUCAUGCUAAUGAACUUAGCCCGGUAUAUAAUUGAUUCACUCUCUUGCAAAAUAGAAUCAUCUGAUGACCUACUGCAAGAUAUGGUGGAUGCGAUUGAGCAAGAAGGAAGAAAUGUCCCCUUACACAGCAACUCCAAGACCAUCUACAUCGGGAGCAUAUGCUCUAUUCUAAAUAUCCAAUCCCAGAGAACUACAAUACUAUACUGCCACAGCACGGAGUCGUUUUUCUUUGGAUUCAGAAGCGAUUCGUGCGGGCCAGAGGUAAUCCUAAGCACAUUAGAGACUGAGCCUGGCAAAUUUUGCCGAGGAGAGUUCAGGAUAUAG